Molecule: messenger RNA, 1428 nt
Organism: Helianthus annuus (common sunflower)
Lineage: Eukaryota; Viridiplantae; Streptophyta; Magnoliopsida; Asterales; Asteraceae
Product: probable leucine-rich repeat receptor-like protein kinase IMK3
Exons: 3
Coding region: 1-1428 (475 amino acids)
Biological process (GO): protein phosphorylation
Molecular function (GO): ATP binding; protein kinase activity
Source: RefSeq, a predicted model, not a curated record
AUGUGGAAACAAAGCUACAAACGCAAGAAAUUAGACCAAAUUAUCUUUAAAGAUCUCAUGCCACCAAUAGACCCAAAUGCUUUAAAAACAUUUUCAAACAUUGCAUUCCAAUGUUUGCAUAACUCUCGUGAACAACGACCAACAAUAUCUCUUCUUUUGAAAAAGCUUAAGAUUGCACUUAAGUUUCAGGAGCGUCAAGAUAUGAAACUGAAUAAAGACAUCGGAACUUCUCGGAAAUCCAAUUACGUUGAUGAAAUGGGCUUACUUCUCUCCAAAGGCAAAGGGCUCUUUCGCAACACGAGCAAAAAGGAAAAGGAAGGAGCUAAAGGUAAAGAUGCCAAUGGUAGUGGUAGUGGUCGCAACCCUGCCAUAGUAGCUAACCGUAGAGAUGUUGGUGGUAGUGAUAGUGGUGGCAACUUUGUCAUAGUCGAGAAAGGGACGGCACCCUCACAGAUCGAUGAUGCCAGAAAGGCAGAAGGAAACUUUGUACGCAUUCAUGAUGGUAGAAUGGGUUUCACAUUAGAUGAACUUCUCUAUGGACCAGCUGAGAUAAUGGGGAAAAGCAUUUAUGGGACUUAUUAUAAAGGAACAUUGAAAAAUGGUGAUCAUGUUGCAGUAAUUAGAACGCGAGCAAUGUUAGCUAAAAAUCAGAGAGAAGCUGAAGUUGAAUUAAAUUUUGUUGGGCAAAUUAGGCAUCCGAAUCUUUUGGCAGUGAGGGCUUAUUUUUUGCAACCAAAAGGAGAGACACUUUUCGUCUAUGAUUACAUGCCUAAAGGAAGUCUUGCUGCUUUUCUCCAUGAACUUGCUUUUGCCGACUUGAAUGCAGCUCAAGGACCCAAACAACGGGUAGAUUGGGCAACAAGAAUGCAAAUAGCAAAAGGAGUGGCUAGAGGUUUGCUUAGCCUCCACAUCCAUCACAAUAUAACACAUGGAAAUCUAACAUCAAGCAACAUUUUCCUUGAUGAGAACAUUAACCCCAAGAUUUCUGCUUUCGGUUUGUCACAGGUCAUAACUGUUGCCGCAAACUCAAAUAUGAGUGCGACAGUUGGGGUUCUCGGCUACGAGGCUCCCAACCUUUCUAUUCUUGAGAAAAGUUAUACGAAAACCGAUGUCUACAGUUUGGGUGUGAUCAUGUUAGAACUCCUGACCGGGAAAUCACCAGGAGAGGUGAGAGAUCAUGAUUUAUCACGAUGGGUGCAGAUGACUGUACGAGAAGAGUGGACAGAUGAGGUUUUUGAUCAUGAAUUGCUGAGACAUACUUCAGUUAAUGAACUAGCGAUUGUUUUGCAACUGGCUGUCGUUUGUGCUAGCACAUUACCACAUCGACGGCCAGAUGUGCAGCAAGUUCUUCAGCAGCUGGAAGAGAUUAGUUCAGAAAUGGCCACAAGUUCUAGCGAUGAUGAUGAGCGUAGUCCUUCGUUAAGCUAG